Diabrotica virgifera virgifera (western corn rootworm) is the source of this 3363-nucleotide messenger RNA. Its product is annotated as ornithine aminotransferase, mitochondrial-like. The record is from RefSeq and is a predicted model, not a curated record. The coding region runs from base 394 to 1701 and encodes 435 amino acids. The transcript is spliced from 7 exons. Gene Ontology annotation, molecular function: identical protein binding; L-ornithine transaminase activity; pyridoxal phosphate binding. Lineage: Eukaryota; Metazoa; Arthropoda; Insecta; Coleoptera; Chrysomelidae. Gene Ontology annotation, cellular component: cytoplasm.
UUAUGAGCGCUGAAAAAAAUCCUAUUAAAAGGGGGAACUUCCUCAACUUUUUUAUUCGGACGCCCUUCGUUUAAAUUUGAAGCACACUGCCCAUAAAAAAUAAGUAAAGAAGGGGUAAUAUAUUUUGUCCAGUCUCCAAUAAGCACUAGGUCAGGUCAGUCACGUCGCUGGUAUAAGCUUAUCGUCAGUACACGGUAGUACCCAAACCACGUAGUUUUUUAUACAUUUUAUUUUGACCUACUACCGACUACAUUGAUAUUAUUCAACGAGGUGAUAUCUACCGACCUAUGUUUCCUUUGAGGAGUUCAGUGUUCAGUGUGUUAUAGAAAGUGAGUUUGAAUUGUUUGAAGUGUAUUGACCUUUUUUGGUUACGAAACGCAUUAAAGAUAAACAAUGUUACCCUCGUCUAGAAGAGCUACGAGACUAUCAAAAAAUCUCGAACGGUGUAUAAAACUACUCGAAAAAAGGUCACUCAGUUCACAGGAAGUUUUUGACAAGGAAGCAAAAUAUGCGGCUCAUAACUAUCACCCACUACCAGUAGCUUUGACCAAGGGACAAGGUGUGUUUGUUUGGGACGUAGAAGGUAAAAAAUAUUUCGACUUCUUAAGCGGCUACUCAGCCAAUAAUUUUGGACAUUGUCAUCCCAAAAUAUUAAAGGCGCUGCACGAACAAAGUGCUGUUUUGCACCACACCUCCAGAGCCUUCUUUUCAGACCAGUUGGGACAAUAUGCUGAAGCAAUCACCAAGCUGUUUGGAUACGACAAACUGAUGCCUAUGAAUACAGGUGUUGAGGCAGGAGAUACGGCUUGUAAACUAGCUAGGAAAUGGGGCUACAGGAAAAAGAAGAUCCCCAAGAAUCAAGCAAAGAUUAUUUUUGCUGCGGAUAAUUUUUGGGGGCGAUCAUUAGCUGCAUGUUCCUCAUCGACAGAUCCUUUAUGCUUUGAGGACUAUGGACCAUUUGUACCGGGAUUCAGCUGUGUACCUUACAACGAUUUGAAAGCUUUAGAGAAAUCCCUCCAAGAUCCCUUAGUCUGUGCUUACAUGGUGGAACCCAUUCAAGGUGAAGCUGGUAUCAAAGUUCCAGAUGAAGGAUACCUCAAAGGCGUUAGAGAGUUGUGCACCAAAUACAACGUCCUUUGGAUUGCCGAUGAAAUCCAAACAGGUUUAGGAAGAACUGGAAAAAGACUGGCUGUAGAUUACGAAAAUGUUAAGCCCGAUAUUCUGGUCCUUGGAAAGGCGCUGGGAGGUGGGGUUUAUCCAGUGUCGGCCUGUUUGGCCAACGAUGAUAUUAUGCUAGUCAUUGAACCAGGAACCCAUGGUUCUACCUUCGGCGGUAAUCCCUUAGCGUCAAAAGUAGCUAUAACAGCCCUAGAAGUUCUCGAAGAUGAAAAUUUAGCUGAAAACGCUUUUAAAUUAGGGGAAAUUUUCAGGGUGGAGUUAAGGAAAAAGCUGAACAAUGGAAAUCCUAUUGUGAUGGAUGUCAGAGGCAAAGGAUUAUUGAACGCUAUCGAUAUUAAUAGAAAUUGUAUACAUGCCUGGGACGUCUGUUUGAAGUUAAAAGAAAACGGUUUAAUUGCGAAACAUACCCACGAAGAUAUCAUACGAUUUUCACCACCUCUAAUAAUCACCGAAGAAGAAAUGAAAGAAGCCAUUGAUAUUAUCGUAAGAACCGUUAACAACAUUGAAGUAAAAACCGAAUAAACAAGAGUUUCAAAUACCUAACUCAUAUGGAUAUUUUCUUCCUGUAUUGUACUUCAAAUUGAGUCAGUUUAAGAUUUUUUUCAAUAAUUUCCAGAAUGGCGUAUAAUAGACCCAGCAUUCGCCUAUGCUUGAUAUAGUUUUUCCAUUUUAUCUUUGCCCAUACGUCAUGAUUCAUUUUUAAACAAGUUAAAUCAAAACAUAAAGUGAAACGUACGUCGAUGUGUAGUAUUAUUGAUAAAAUACGUACUGUCAGUGGUAAUAAUUAGGAAAUGGCUAUUAUCCAGUGGACGAAUUUUAUAAAGUUAUUUUAUUGAAGUGUUUAAUCUUUUUUCACUAUUGAGGAUAUUGAUGGACUCAACAAUAAACAGCUUGAACAUCAUACCGACUAUUACUAGUAUAAAGAUAAAUAUAGAAUGGCAAUAAAUAAAUUAAAAAAAAGAAUGUGUGUGUACUUUGUACGCACGUAAGAACUUAUACUUCUAUUAUAUGAUUUAAACGAAAUUAAUAUACUUUUUAUUUAUAUUUUAUUUAAAUAUUAAACUAAUUUAUACUUACUACUUCUCAAACAUUUUUAUUAAAACAGUGCCAAAAAUUAAAAUAAUAAAAGAAUAAAACACACACAAACACAUUAAUAAUGCCACAAAUUAUUUCUGAACAUUAAUUGUCGGAAAUUUUUUUUAACUAAAUACGUAUUUUCUGAAAAUAAAAUUAUAUAAUAAAUAUACUUACAGUCAUAAAAUGUAUAAAAAAAAUAAAAAAUAAAAGUUUUUAUUGGGAUUCCAACCAGCUAUCAGCGCGGUUGGUAUAUUGGGGUUCAUUCGCCUUAAAUGCUUCGCCACGGAGGCAAUGUGUCAUUAUGUGCGAAGAUCGACUAACUAAACGGAUUAAGCUUUUGAAAUUUUUGAAUUAAAUUAAAUUAUUUUGAUUUUGAAUUGAAAUGAUUUAGAAUUGAAAAAAUACAAAAAAACAUAUAGUAAGAAAACAAUAUAUUAGGUGAACAUUGAUAGAAAUUUUGAUGGUAAUCAAAUUAUGUAAAUAAAAGUAUUACAUACUAUGUACUUUGGUAGGUUCAAAUAGGUAGGUACCUAUGAUACAUUUACAAUUAUUACGUACCUGUUGCUUUUAAAAACUAUUUAAAUGUCACUACAAUUAUAAACAUUUUUGUUUCUGUCCUCACAACAAUAAAACUAAUAUAUUAUACAUUUGUUUACCUUCAUAUUGAACAAUUAUUUAUUAUUGACAGAUCAUUUCAACACCCAAUCAGACCCCGUAUAACGACUAAUACCAUACUGUCGGUGUGCGCAUGCGCGCAGAUCAAUAUAAAUUCACCCUCAAUAUCAAUCGCGCCUAAAGAAGUAUAACUUCAAAAAUAAAAAGUUAAACAGUAAGUAAUCUCGUGAAAAUAAACAAAUAAGUUUCUAUUCGUCAGAACUAUAGUACUUACCGGAAGUAAUCAAAUUAGGACAGCAUUGGGUGAGUCUAGGUAUUAUACGUCAUUGUUUGUAAUUUAUUUGUGAGUAAAAUGGGAACGAAAUAUUCUGCUAAGUUUAUGUCAUUCCAAAGGAAUAAUACUUUUUACAUUUUUAUGUUUUUUAUAUGUGUAUUUUUAUAAAAUAUGUUUAUAUUAUUAAUGUUAUCGGUAUUAAAAUUGUUUUUAUGGUU